Theobroma umbraticum is the source of this 1670-nucleotide messenger RNA. RefSeq names its product Aldolase-type TIM barrel family protein (gene TRA2). NCBI's taxonomy places the organism in Eukaryota, Viridiplantae, Streptophyta, Magnoliopsida, Malvales, Malvaceae. Gene Ontology annotation, cellular component: intracellular anatomical structure; cytoplasm. Gene Ontology annotation, molecular function: transaldolase activity. Gene Ontology annotation, biological process: carbohydrate metabolic process; pentose-phosphate shunt. The record is from RefSeq and is a predicted model, not a curated record.
AACCUCCGACCCCUUGCUAUAUAAGCCAAAACGACUCUGCAUCCAACUUUUAUUUUUCAUCGUUCCUAUCGUAAAGUUAAAAUAACAAAAUCUUUUUUACAUAGCCUCCUUCGUUCACCAACCACCCCCGGCUCUGUUCACUUUCUGAUCCUUUGAUCUAUCCCCUAUGGCAACCAUUUCCAAGCUCUCUAAUCCCAACCCUGCCGCAUCUCUUUCAUCAUCUUUCAAACCCAGAUCUUCUUCAUCGCUUAAAUGCUUCGUUGGGUUCCGUGCCGCCGGUGGUUUUGGCUCCAAGCUGGUUUCAUCGUCUAGCUUGUCCUUGACGAACAACCACCUUUUAAAGGGCUCUUUGGUUGUCAGAUGUUCUCUUCCUGAUGGGAAUGGUAGUUCAGUUAAGAGGACUACUUUACAUGAUCUCUAUGAAAAAGAAGGGCAGAGUCCAUGGUAUGACAACCUUUGCAGGCCAGUGACUGAUUUGCUGCCACUGAUUGCAAGUGGCGUUAGAGGUGUAACUAGUAACCCAGCGAUUUUCCAGAAAGCUAUAUCGUCAUCAAAUGCUUAUAAUGAUCAAUUCAGGGAACUUGUACAGUCUGGAAAAGAUAUCGAAAGUGCAUAUUGGGAGUUAGUGGUGAAGGACAUUCAAGAUGCCUGUAAACUUUUUGAGCCAAUCUAUGAUCAAACAGAUGGUGGUGAUGGUUAUGUUUCUGUUGAGGUUUCUCCCAGACUCGCUGAUGAUACUGAAGGGACCAUUGAGGCGGCUAAAUAUCUUUAUAAAGUGGUUGAUUGUCCCAAUGUCUACAUUAAAAUUCCUGCAACAGCACCAUGCAUUCCUUCUAUCAAGGAAGUUAUUUCAAAAGGCAUAAGCGUCAAUGUCACUCUCAUAUUCUCACUUGCUAGAUAUGAAGCUGUCAUUGAUGCUUACUUGGAUGGCCUUGAGGCUUCUGGGCUGAGUGAUCUCUCUAGGGUUACAAGUGUUGCUUCCUUCUUUGUCAGUCGGGUAGACACUCUCGUUGACAAAAUGCUCGAAAAGAUUGGCACACCAGAGGCCCUUGAUCUCCGAGGAAAGGCUGCGGUAGCUCAAGCAGCUCUGGCAUACCAGCUCUACCAGAAGAAAUUCUCUGGUCCAAGGUGGGAGGCUUUGGUGAAGAAGGGUGCCAAGAAACAGAGGUUGCUCUGGGCCUCAACUAGUGUCAAGAACCCUGCUUACCCUGACACUCUAUACGUUGCUCCUCUAAUUGGACCUGAUACAGUUUCAACCAUGCCUGACCAAGCUCUCCAAGCCUUCAUCGAUCAUGGCACAGUGUCAAGGACAAUUGACACAAAUGUGUCUGAAGCUGAAGGCAUAUAUAGUGCACUUGAGAAGUUGGGGAUUGACUGGGGCUAUGUAGGCUCACAGCUCGAAGACGAGGGAGUUGAAGCUUUCAAGAAGAGCUUUGACAGCCUUCUUGACACCUUGCAAGAGAAGGCAAACUCUCUUAAAUUGGUUAGCCUGUAAAGGCCUUGUGAUAUGCUUGUUUUGCUGACACUGCAACUGAAUAAAACAAGCAGGUCCUUUGUUCCUGCUGUAAAUUUAGUUGGUGAGCGUUUCGUGAGACGUUGAAUGUAAUGUAUUAUAAAGGGAUAGUGCUUGUUUAAUGAAAUUUUAAAUUUGUGCUUGUUUCUGCCCUUCA